Vanrija pseudolonga is the source of this 1878-nucleotide messenger RNA. RefSeq names its product Proline dehydrogenase 1, mitochondrial (gene PRODH). Gene Ontology annotation, molecular function: proline dehydrogenase activity; FAD binding. Gene Ontology annotation, cellular component: mitochondrion. The coding region runs from base 7 to 1752 and encodes 581 amino acids. The record is from RefSeq and is a predicted model, not a curated record. The transcript has 2 exons. NCBI's taxonomy places the organism in Eukaryota, Fungi, Basidiomycota, Tremellomycetes, Trichosporonales, Trichosporonaceae.
GUCACCAUGAUGAGGCCACACACUUCCUCUCGCCUCGCCUCGCUCGCCCGCCGCUCCCUCGUGUCCGCCGCGACCUCGCCAGCCGCGGCAGCAGGAGCGCACGCUGCCCCCGCGGCCCCGCGCGCGGCGCCACGCCGCUGGGGCUACGCGCUCGCUGGCGGCCUGGUACUCGCUGGCUCGGCUUAUGCCUUGCGCCCGGCGCGCCUCGACGCCGAGGAGCAGAGCCGCCCAGGCAUCCGCGGCGUGCCGACCGGCUCGCUCGUGCGCUCGUACCUCGUCUACGCGCUCUGCGGCAUCCCCGCCCUCAUCGACGCCUCACCCACUAUCCUCCACGCCCUCACCCACAGCCCCGUGCCCGGCCUCAAGGCCGCCACCGAGGCCGUCGUCCGCCGCACCUUCUUCGCGCAGUUCGUCGCGGGCGAAGACGCACCAGAGUGCAUCAGCGUCAUCAACCAGAUGCAGGCCAACGGCGUCGGCGGCGUCCUCAACUACUCGGCCGAGGCCGAGCUCGGCGACGGCAAGGCCGCCGCCCACCGCGAGGCCGAGGCGCACAACCUCGCCGAGGUGAACGCUGCCAUUGAUGCACUUGGCGAGUUUGAGCGCCACCUGGCUGCGACGGGAGGCCACCCUGGCUCGUCGAGCUUUGCUGUCAAAGUUUCCGGUUUGGUCGACCCUACUGUGCUUGAGCGCGCGUCGACUACUCUUGUUCGCACUCGCCCUCUCACGUCCAAGCUUCCCGACGCGACGCUGUCCGACGCCGUGCCGUUUCCUGGCGUGCCUCAGGUGUCCGACGCCCUCGUCAUGGAGCCGAGCGGCAAGGCCAUCCCCGUCGCCGAGGGCGCCGCGCAGCCGCUCGGCCUCCUGUCGUCCGACCAGGGCGUGUCCGAGGCCGACCUCGUCGUGCUCAAGGACCUCUGGAACAAGCUGUACGACAUGAGCGUCCGCGCGCGCGACAACGGCGUCAAGCUCAUGAUUGACGCCGAGCACGCCGAGACCCAGCCGGCGCUCGACGCCCUCUCCCUCCUCCUCUCGCGCGAGUUCAACCGCCCCGUCCCCGGAGAGGAGUUCAAGGGCCCCAUCAUCUUCGGCACGUACCAGUCGUACCUCCGCCGCGCGCCCGCCCUGCUCGCCUCGCAGAUCGCCGACGCCGAGCAGAACGGCUACGCGCUGGGCAUCAAGCUCGUCCGUGGCGCCUACUACCUUGCCGAGCGCAAGAAGUGGAAGGACGAGCACCGCUCUGGCCCUGACCCGAUCUGGCCUGACAAGAAGGCGACCGACAAGGCGUACGACUCGUCGCUCUCCCUCAUCGCCUCGACGCUCGCGCGCCAGCUUUCCUCUUCCCACCCCGAGCUCGCCCUGUCUGUUGUGUUCGCCACGCACAACGCCGAGAGCGUCAAGCUUGCCAUUGACGCCCUCGAGUCCAACGGCCUCGCCCAGCCCGUCCCUGUGCCGGAGGGAGCCGUCGGAGCGCCCCACCUCCACCUCCGCCCCGACGUCCGCGGCAAGGUGUUCGUCGCGCAGCUGUACGGCAUGCGCGACGACCUGACGGACCGUGUGGCGCAGACGUUUGACUCUGGCGCCAUGCCCGUCGCGCUCAAGUACAUUGCGUACGGCAAGCUCGACGAGGUGAUUCCGUUCCUCGGCCGCAGGGCGAUUGAGAACAAGAGCGUCAUGAGCGGCGAGGGUGGUGCCGGUGCCGAACGCGCCAGGGUGUCUGCCGAGCUGUGGCGUCGCUUCACCGGCGGCAACUGAGAGAGAGAAGAAGACAAAGACAGCAUCGACAUCAUUAUAACGUAGAGUGCUACACCAAGCGGGCUAAACAAAGUCUCAAUCGUCAUUAUUGUACCAUCAUUUGCAUGUAUCCAGGUCUCACGGGCG